AUCUGUGAUUCAUAUUCACAUGUUUGACACCUGACAAGUCUGACUUGUUGUCAUUUGUUAUUACCUACAAAAAAUGGAAUUUAGAAGAUACACAAAAAUUGAAUAUUAAGCUCUCUACAGUACUUUGCUGUGAUGGAUCCGCCGGAGAUUUUGCAGAAAAAAUUAUACUUCCUUUUGGAACAAUUGCAAAACAUGGCUAGAGAUUUGCCACCGAAGUACCAGAUGCGCCUUCCCUAUGAACUCUUGUCAAGUUUAGCUAAUUGUUUACUAAAUGAUACAGUGUUUGAGAUAGUGAAAGGGUUGCUUGAAAUUCAACAUGUGACAGAACAACAUCUUUACCAGCAACGAUUACAGUUUCUUAACACAAAAAAGUUAGAAGAACAUGAAGUGCUAAAUCUGUACAGCAGUGAUUCAGUAAAAAAAGUGGAAGAAUUAAGAAAGCUUAUGUUAAAACAGAAAGAAGAAUUGAAACAGUUUGAUAUGAGUUUGGUACUACAGUUAGAUCAAAAGGUUGCUGACCAACAACAAGUUCUGGAACAAGCUGGUGUACCAGGCUUUUACGUAACGAAAAAUGUGGUGGAAAUAAAAGUACAGAUGCACUUAUUGGACUUCAUGCUUAGAUUAAGUAAAAUGACUUUACCGUCAUAAACUGAGCCAUAUAAAUAGUACGGCUUACCUUAUGCUCCCAAAUGUAAGCAUUUAUAUUAUAUGGAUAAAACCGAAUUAACUGACAAGUACAUGCUCAAUUUGUGAGGUAUGUAGUUGUAUUGAUCAUUUACUUAAAAAGCCAUGUAGUUGUUAUUGGAGUGUAAUUUUUCCUUGCUAUGUUUAAUUCUUAAGUUAUGGAUAUAAGAUUGGAGACAUGGAGGACAAGGUGGACAGAACUACAGUAAAAGCAGUAUUAAUUUUUUCUAUUUAUAUAACAUUAACAAAUAUACAUAAAAAAAUUCUAAUAAUUUAGAACAUUAAUCUUCUAUUGUUACAAUGUUUGUGAAUAGAAUAUAAAACAAA
This is a messenger RNA of Zophobas morio, 1011 nucleotides long. RefSeq names its product gonadal protein gdl (gene gdl). The record is from RefSeq and is a predicted model, not a curated record. The transcript is spliced from 4 exons. The coding region runs from base 133 to 648 and encodes 171 amino acids. NCBI's taxonomy places the organism in Eukaryota, Metazoa, Arthropoda, Insecta, Coleoptera, Tenebrionidae.